Molecule: messenger RNA, 306 nt
Organism: Trichoderma breve
Lineage: Eukaryota; Fungi; Ascomycota; Sordariomycetes; Hypocreales; Hypocreaceae
Product: complex 1 protein (LYR family) domain-containing protein
Exons: 5
Coding region: 1-306 (101 amino acids)
Biological process (GO): mitochondrial electron transport, NADH to ubiquinone
Source: RefSeq, a predicted model, not a curated record
AUGACGACGCGACAAGCUGCUCUGUCACUAUACCGUCGCUCAUUGAAGCUUGCGCUGGACUGGGCUGUCCAUCGUCACCUAUGGCGAGGCCAGGCGCUCUAUAUUCGGUCCCUGUUUGAGGCCAACAAGAAGGUCACAGAUCCCCGGCAACAGAGAGCCCUGUUAGCGGAGACAGAAAAGUUACUCGAAAGCUGGAAACACCCCGACCCAUACGUUCCGCCAACCGCACCAGGAGGAUCCAAAUUUGAGCGAAACCUACCAUCUCCGAUCUUAGACCCUCCCCCACACCACGCGAAUGGGCAUUGA